This is a messenger RNA of Alligator sinensis (Chinese alligator), 753 nucleotides long. RefSeq names its product hydroxysteroid 11-beta-dehydrogenase 1-like protein B. NCBI's taxonomy places the organism in Eukaryota, Metazoa, Chordata, Crocodylia, Alligatoridae. The transcript is spliced from 3 exons. Gene Ontology annotation, cellular component: intracellular membrane-bounded organelle. Gene Ontology annotation, molecular function: oxidoreductase activity. Bases 75 to 746 code for a protein of 223 amino acids. The record is from RefSeq and is a predicted model, not a curated record.
UGCUAUGACAGCACCAAUGCUCACAGUACUGGGAAGGGAGCAAAAUUCCUGAUGAGUCUCUUAAACCUCCAGAUAUGGUGCAAGGGAAGCGUGUGCUGGUCACAGGUUCAAGCACUGGGAUUGGGGAACAAAUAGCCUACGAGUUUGCCAGGAUGGGAGCCCACCUGAUCAUCACCGCUCGGAGGGAGAAGCAGCUCAAGGAGGUGGCAAAGAAGUGCUUGGAACUGGGGGCGAGUUCUGCCAGGUAUGUUGUGGCCGACAUGAACAACUUGAGUUCAGCCCAGGAAGUCAUUGAAGAAGCUGGAAGCAAACUAGGAGGCCUUGACUACCUAGUUUUGAACCACGUUGGAGGAACUGGUUCAUUUGGCCCAUUUCAGGGAGAUAUGACAGAAGUGACCAGCUCCAUGACUGUCAACUUUUUGAGCUAUGUCCAGCUGACUGCUUCAGCCAUGACUAUGCUGAAGGAGUCUCAGGGCAGUAUCAUUGUCAUCUCCUCCUUGAGUGGUAAGGAAAGCUGCUCCCUGCCAGUGGAUUACCUAACCUGUACUACUCUAAGUCAAGCUGGCUCCAUGCCUAACCAUACUAGGGAAAUCAUUGUUUCCACUUUACAGGAAAUACUAUUCUCUUUUCCUGCCUGUCCCAGGGGCUUUCAGUUCCAGGGAAGCUCUGUUAACUCCUUGGUGACUAAGGAGGCAUCAUUGCAACUCUUCUCUAAAUUAGUCUUCCAAAUGCUCUUUGCAAACUGAUCUAGAA